UCGCUGUAGGGAUCCAUGAUGUGAUACUUCCAAACAAAAACAUAGUGGAGGAAAAAUCCACCGAUUGGUUUGUGGUGACUAGCUAGCCCGGCAGGCCUAAUCAACCGCCCCUUUUAUUCAUCUUCUCUUUUUCUUCAAGUACUCUUGAAAGGAACAGAGGGUGUCAAAGGCAGCUAAGAAUCCAUGGAAGACUCACAGAAGAGCUUGCAGGAGAGUUUACUACCAGAACAGAUAGAAGACAAAGCACAAGUUUCAGCUUUUUUAACUUGGGAUGUGUUCACCGAAGAAGGGAAGAAACUAUUUUACAUAGCAGGUCCCAUGGUGACUGUAACUCUAUCUCUCUACUUGAUAAACGUAAUAUCGAUGAUGAUGGUGGGUCACCUUGGUGAACUUGCUCUCUCCAGCAGCGCCAUAGCCAUCUCUCUCUCUGCUGUUACUGGCUUCAGUCUCAUGUGUGGAAUGGCGAGUGGACUUGAAACUCUGUGUGGGCAAGCUUAUGGAGCAGAGCAAUAUCGAAAACUUGGAAGCCAAACUUACAGUGCAAUCUUCUCUCUAAUCUUAGUGGCUUUUGCUGUUUCUAUUAUAUGGUUCAAUAUGGAAAAGCUGCUGUUAUUACUCGGCCAGGAUCCCUUAAUUGCUCAUGAAGCUGGUAAAUUCACAAGCAUGCUGGUCCCUGCUCUCUUUGCUUAUGCAAUUUUUCAGCCGCUCACAAAAUAUUUUCAAACACAGAGCUUAACCAUUCCCAUGCUCAUAAGCUCUUGUGUUACUCUUUGUUUACACAUACCCUUGUGUUGGACACUGGUAUUCAAGUCUGGAUUAAGAAAUCUUGGAGGGGCAUUAGCUAUCAGUGUUUCCCAUUGGUUGAAUGUUAUUUUUCUUGCAUCUUACAUGACAUUUUCUCCUGCCUGUUCCAAAACCCGUGUUCCAAUUUCUAUGGAGCUGUUCCAUGGAAUUGGGGAGUUCUUUCGCUUCGCCCUUCCUUCUGCUGUAAUGAUCUGCCUGCAAUGGUGGUCAUAUGAGUUGGUAAUAUUGUUGUCAGGGCUCUUACCAAACCCACAACUGGAGACUUCUGUCCUGUCUAUAUGUCUCACAACAAUUGCAACUCUCUAUUCAUUUCCAUAUGGGCUAAGUGCUGCAGUGAGCACUAGAGUCUCCAAUGAAUUAGGAGCUGGGAAACCACGAGUGGCACGCACCGCUGUCUGCUGUCUGAUGUUUAUCACAGCUGCAGAGCUGAUUCUGGUGAGCGGAACUCUCUUCGUUAGCCGCCAUGUAUUUGGCUACAGUUUCAGCAGCGACAAAGAAGUGGUGGACGCUGUAUCAUCCAUGGCUCCUCUGGUUUGUCUGUCUGUAAUAAUAGAUGGAUUACAGGGCGUUUUUUCAGGUGUAGCUAGGGGCUGUGGCUGGCAGCACAUAGGAGCUUAUGUCAAUCUUGCAUCUUUAUAUCUGUGUGGAGUUCCAGCUGCAGCAAUACUAGGAUUUUGGUUGCAGCUUAAAGGAAGAGGCCUUUGGAUUGGAAUAAAUAUUGGGGCCCUUUUGCAAACUCUACUGCUUUCUUUAGUAAUUAUUUAUACAGAUUGGGAAAAACAGGCAAGGAAGGCAAGAGAAAGGAUAUUUCAUGGAAGAUCUUCAGUAGAAAAUCUUCUAAUAUGAAUCAGCAUAUUAGCAAAUCGUAUUUUGUUGUUAGUUUGUAAGAAACUAUUUUGCUUCUAAUAACGACGCUAUUAAUUGUUUUAGUAAUA
This is a messenger RNA of Manihot esculenta (cassava), 1739 nucleotides long. RefSeq names its product protein DETOXIFICATION 12. Gene Ontology annotation, cellular component: membrane. Gene Ontology annotation, molecular function: xenobiotic transmembrane transporter activity; antiporter activity. NCBI's taxonomy places the organism in Eukaryota, Viridiplantae, Streptophyta, Magnoliopsida, Malpighiales, Euphorbiaceae. The record is from RefSeq and is a predicted model, not a curated record. The transcript is spliced from 7 exons. Bases 184 to 1650 code for a protein of 488 amino acids. Gene Ontology annotation, biological process: xenobiotic detoxification by transmembrane export across the plasma membrane.